Priapulus caudatus is the source of this 288-nucleotide messenger RNA. Its product is annotated as protein Wnt-4-like. Gene Ontology annotation, biological process: cell fate commitment; neuron differentiation; canonical Wnt signaling pathway. Gene Ontology annotation, molecular function: cytokine activity; frizzled binding. The record is from RefSeq and is a predicted model, not a curated record. NCBI's taxonomy places the organism in Eukaryota, Metazoa, Priapulida, Priapulimorpha, Priapulimorphida, Priapulidae. Gene Ontology annotation, cellular component: extracellular region. The transcript has 2 exons. The annotation marks the transcript as partial.
AUGCGGGACAACGGCACUCGCGAGUCGGCGUUCGUGCACGCCAUCUCGGCGGCGGGCGUCGCGCACUCGGUGACUCGCGCCUGCAGCAGUGGCGACCUCAACAAGUGCGGCUGCGACCGCAGCGUCAGAGGCACGUCGGCCGAGGGCUUCCAGUGGUCGGGCUGCUCGGACAACGUCGCCUACGGGACGACGUUCUCAGCUGAGUUCGUCGACGCACGCGACCGCGCGAAGGGCGCCAGGUCCCCGCGCAGUCUCAUGAACCUUCACAAUAACAACGCAGGUCGCAUG